UCAUCCAAGGCCGAUAGCAAGAACUCUCAUCCUCAGAAGUCUUACCAAGAUGGGAAAAAUCAUCAUUUAUGAACAUGCCAACUUCCGGGGUGUAUCCAGAGAAAUCACUUCUGACAUUUCCAAUCUGGGACAUUUGGAUUUUAAUGAUAUUAUCUCCUCAGUGAAAGUAAUUGGCCAGCCUUGGGUGGCUUAUGAGCACGCAAACUAUACAGGCAGGUUCCUGGUACUCGAGGAGGGGGAACAUGACUACGUUGGGAGUAAGAUGAAUGAUACGAUCAGCUCUCUGCAGCUGAUCACUGAAGAUCUGCACGAUCCCCAGAUCACUCUCUAUGAACAUGCCAACUAUCAAGGGAAGAGCAGGGUAAUAAAAGAAGCAACCAACCUGGCUGCAGGAUUCGACAAUGACAUCAUGUCUUCCCAUAAAGUCCAGAGAGGUGUCUGGCUGCUGUGUGAGCACAGCGAUGGAAGUGGAAUUCAAUACAUUGCCCGAGAACAUGAGCACCUUCCAAAUUACUCAGCAAUCAAUUUCAAUGACAAGCUUUCCUUCCUGCGUCCCCUUCGCCCUGGCUCUGACUGUGGCUGUUAGAAUGCAAAUCCUCCAAAGCUGAGGAAGAUGGAGCACCAGCAAGAAAUUUGAGAUCUACAUGUCUCUUUCUGCUUUUGCAGCCAUUUUCCACUGGGAGAUUUCUGCUGUGCUGCUCUGCAGAUCUGUACUUCUCUAUCCUGCCUUGCACUCUUCCCCUGCCCCAUAAAUAAAAAUAUUUUCACGCCUGAUCAUAUAAAAGGGUGUACAACCUAAGAGACAUGC
Messenger RNA from Sturnus vulgaris (Common starling), 808 nucleotides. NCBI's taxonomy places the organism in Eukaryota, Metazoa, Chordata, Aves, Passeriformes, Sturnidae. The record is from RefSeq and is a predicted model, not a curated record.